AUGGCAUCGCCUAACAGAGCUCUGUUGAACACAGAAGAACCUGAAAACAUACCCUUAUCUAUCUAUCUAUCUAUCUAUCUAUCUAUCUAUCUAUCUAUCUUUUUCACUACCGGCAAUAAAUGUAAGAAUGCCUGGUCGCAGUCUAUCAAAGACCUUUUAGCCGAAACCCCCUUUUCUGUUUCAAUCAUCCAAACUGCCUUCUCUCUUUCAGUAGAGUUAAAAACCAAUUUUUAUUAUGAGGCAGAUCUUUACUUUCUCUUCAUAGAGUGGAUUGGCUUUGCUUUCUAUUCAAAUACACAAAGAAGAAAUAGAAGACACGAUCUCUCUCUCUCUCUCUCUCUCUCUCUCUCUCUCUCUCUCUCUCUCUCUCUCUCUCACUUCUGCUCCCUUUUCCUGCGAAGAUGUGACCAUAAGGAUUCUCGUCUCGACCAUGGGGGUCAGAUGUUAAAAGCAUAUUCACGCAUGCACGUACGUACGAAAUUUUCCAAACUACAUUAA
Messenger RNA from Acanthosepion pharaonis, 498 nucleotides. The record is from the annotation of a GenBank genome assembly. Lineage: Eukaryota; Metazoa; Mollusca; Cephalopoda; Sepiida; Sepiidae.